Messenger RNA from Brienomyrus brachyistius, 4059 nucleotides. RefSeq names its product RAS guanyl releasing protein 4 (gene rasgrp4). The record is from RefSeq and is a predicted model, not a curated record. The transcript is spliced from 17 exons. Gene Ontology annotation, cellular component: plasma membrane. Bases 338 to 2548 code for a protein of 736 amino acids. Lineage: Eukaryota; Metazoa; Chordata; Actinopteri; Osteoglossiformes; Mormyridae. Gene Ontology annotation, biological process: Ras protein signal transduction; positive regulation of GTPase activity. Gene Ontology annotation, molecular function: calcium ion binding; guanyl-nucleotide exchange factor activity.
UUUAAGUGUCGCGGAUCUUGUGUUCGUAAGACCGUCUGACAGUUUGUCCUCCGGCUCCGUUCACCCUAGAGCUCAGACCGUCUGCCGUACAGCAGGUCUCAUCUUCUCUGCUUGGAUAAAAGUCAGACUUCCAUCAGGGCCUGGCCAGCCGCCUUCCAGAAGUGCCAGUGGUCCCAGCUUCAGGGGGCUGGGGGAGUCAGCAGCGGAGGCUCCUCCGGGUCACGCCUGUUGGACCCAUCCAGGGAAGGCUGGGCGUGAGGGAGCGAGCCAUGGAGCUGUAGAGUGACGGUGCCCUCCUUGGGGGGCGGAGGCGCAAACGAAGGACUGGGAGCCUGAGAUGAAUCGUAAGGAGAGCAGGAAGGCCUGUAAGGAGGGCAUGGCUGGACCUAAACGUCGGCAGAGGUGCAUGACUUGUCCAAGUCCCUCGGACAUCCGGCAGGCGCUGCAGACACCCGACGCCGGGGUGCUAAGUCACGCCAUCAGCCUAGAGGAGCUCAUCCGAUGCUGCCUGCACUGUUUCGGCUCAGAUGGGAAGCUGUGCAGGGGUGGAGACCUGGUGCACAUGACCCUGAUGAUGCACAGCUGGGUGGUGCCUUCGCAUACCUUUGCACGCACGCUGCUCUCACUCUAUAAGGAGUGUCCCGCAGAGAGGAAGACACAGCAACGAUCUCAAGUCUGCCACCUCAUCAGGCACUGGAUCAGCCUACUUCCUGCGGUGUUCAAGACUGACCCCCAGCUGGAGCAGGUGAUGCAGGACAUGCGUGACCUGGUGAGGACAGAGGGGGAGGAGUCUCACUGCAAGCUGCUCAACACCUCCUACCUGGUCCCCCCUGUGAACUCUUCCCAGUGUCCAUCUCCCAGCUUGAAGAAGAGGAAGGUCUCGCUGCUUUUUGAUCACGUGGAGCCAGAGGAGAUGGCUGAGCUGCUCAGUUACCUGGAGUUUGAGCACUUCUGCAAGGUUUCGCACCUGGACUACCGCAGCUACAUCGUGCACGGCUCAGUGCAUGGCAACCCGGCUCUGGAGUGCUCAGUCAUGCUGUGCAACGGCGUCUCGCAGUGGGUGCAGCUCAUGAUCCUCAGCAAGCACACGGCACAGCAGCGAGCCCAGGUCUUCACCAAGUUCAUCCACGUGGCUCAGAAGCUGCGGGCGCUACAGAACUUCAACACGCUGAUGGCAGUCAUGGGGGGCCUCUGUCACAGCUCCAUCUCUCGCCUCAAAGACACAACCUCUCUGCUACCUCCCGAUGUCACUAAGACCCUGAACGAGAUGAUGGACCUGCUGUCCUCCAGUAGCAACUACAGCAGCUAUCGGCGGGUGUUCGGGGAGAGCAGCGGCUUCAGGGUACCCAUCCUGGGAGUGCAUCUGAAAGACCUGAUCUCCCUGAAUGAGGUGCUACCCAGCUACGUGGAGGAGGACAAGAUCAACCUGAGUAAAGUGCAGCACCUGUACAGCAACAUCAAGGAGCUGCUGGACAUCCACACCUGCACACCGCCCUUCGAGCCCAACAAGGACCUGCUGCAUCUGCUGACGCUGUCUUUGGAUCUGUACUACACUGAGGAUGAAAUAUAUGAGUUGUCCUACACCAAGGAACCCAGGAACCCCAAGGUCCAGGCCAUGGUUCCAGUUAAGCCCCCUGUCAUCGCAGAGUGGGGAUCAGAGGUGACAUUCCAACUGGAUCCAGAAACUAUCUCGAAACACGUCCAGCAAAUGGUCGAUUCAAUAAUGAAGAAUUACGACCUGAACCUGGAUGGCUACAUCACCAUGGAGGAUUUUGAGAAAAUAGCUGCAAAUUUUCCCUUCUCCUUCUGCACGCAUGACAGUGACAGGGAAGGCGAAAUCAGUCGGGAAGACAUCACCUCCUACUUCCUGAGGGGUAUGUCCGUGUGCGCCAAGCUGGGCUUCAACUUCCAACACAACUUCCACGAGAUGAACUACAAGAAGCCAACCUUCUGCGACACCUGUGGGGGUUUUCUGUGGGGGGUAAUGAAACAGGGAUUCCGCUGCAAAGACUGCGGAGUUAACUGCCACAGGCACUGCCGGAAUCGGGUGGGCCUGGAGUGCAUAAAGAGGUUCAAGACGUCUGCGGGGUCCUGUCCAUGCACGGCCACCCCAGAUGUCAAGGCCAAAGCUAACAGCUGGUGCGGCGAGGAAGAUACCUACCCGUUCCCUCAAAGCCAGGGGAGAGACACAGUUGAGGACCUCUCGAUGCCGCAGAAAAAUGGAGAAAGCACUGAGCUUUUGGAAAAGUCCACCCAGACCGAGCCAGGCAUGUGGACUCCCGGGCUCCCUGAUGGCAGAGUGAUCUCAGGGUCCACUCCAGAUAAGCCCUUCCCCCAGGAAAGAGCUGUGUCUUACAUCUUCCAGGAAUUGAAGCGAAGACAGCAACAGCAGCAGCAUCUCUCUACUCCCCCCCAGAGGCUGCGGGGCUGCUCCAUGCCUCCGGCCAUCCUGCUCGACAAGAUGGAGGAGCUGAACUUGCACAACGACAAGAGCAGAGAUCAAAGUCCCCACACCACACAUCCCCCAAGCAAGCUGAACCUCUUGUAGAGUCACCCCCUUGGCAGAACCCUACAGCAGCCCUGACACCCAACCUUGCACAGCUCUGGGUUUUACCAUGAGACCUCAAACCCAUCUGUCUGCCCCUUUUCUUGGCCCGCCCAUGGGGUCCAAACUGCUCCUUCCAGAUUCCAUCCUUAGGCUUAACUUCUUCAUAGACGCCACAUAAAAUCCUUCCACCUUCUACUGGUACAAAACCCAUCGAGGCACAGGAGGAUAGCAGACCAGCUCAUCACCCCAACAAGUGUCAGAAAAUAAGGUUCAAGAAAUUAAGAUCAUCAUUAAGAUCAGAACAAUAGACCAUGAGUGAAGCAGCAUUCACGAUCAAUGGCACCCCCACCUGUACGCUGAAUAGACACAUUGCAUACCCUAGCAAGAGCACAGGGUGGCCACAGUUGCUAAGUCUGCUUAUUGUAAGCAAAUUUGAACGUUUCCCGGUAAAAUUGCUAAAGGACAAUGGCAAACUUUGGCAACCAAAUACUCAUUAUUAAGCGUUUGUGUAAGAAACGCCAUUUAUGUAAAAGGAAGAAUCUCGCAGGGCUGGAAGGAAUCAAGACUUUUACUGAGCCUCAUGUUGCAGGUAGCAGUGCUUCACAUGCUCUGGGCAGUGACUGUCUGCAGUGUCGUCUCUUGGUGUCUGUUGGGCAGUGACUGUCUGCAGUGUCGUCUCUUGGUGCCUGUUGGGCAGUGACUGUCUGCAGUGUCGUCUCUUGGUGUCUGUUGUCCCUUUCCAACUUUUCUUGAAUUAUUUCCAGUUUAAAUUUUAAAAUAUUUCUACAUUAGGCAAUAACUGAAAUAUUACUGUACUCUUGAAGUCCAUUAGCCUAUUAUUUUUUAUCAAUGCCCUAAAAUGUCACCAUAGAUCUAAAACUAAAAAGUGUGCUCAUAAUUCAACCUGACUAACGUUAAUAUUUAAAGUCAAAAUGAUCCGCAACCCAGUUUACAUGCUUAAAUUUUAUUAUAACUGGCCUGUCCGCAAAGUACCCGAACAUCAUAAUACUUUGACUCGUAACUGUGGAUGCAUUUCUCCACACAUCACUGGUGCGCCACCAUGAAUGAGAACCUGCGAGCGCCCCUGGUCACUGUAGGACAGAUCUAGGCCAAAUCCAGCCACACAGAGCAAUUUUUACUGGCCGUCAUUACAAUAGAAAUAGGUAACGUUGUAUGUUCAGGUACCAUGAAUAUUCACAAAUACAAUACUUCUAUUCCAACACGUGAAUAUGAAUCUCUCCAAAAAAACAAACUGAUUCAGAAUGUAGGUCUCUCAAAAAAAAAUGGAGGCGAAAAAAAAAAAUCUAACGAGCCUAUUGUAACUUUCAUGGGACGUGGAAACACACCCACCGGCAUAAGGGAGCUCGGUUUAUUUCUCAGGCCUGCUGUAGACUAAUCGCUGUGGACUUAUGGUCACUGUAGUUUUCAGAUGAGGUAUCCUCUCCUCACGCUAUUUCCACAGUUUUUGUAUUCUUCUUUUCUUCUUCUUAUUAAAUCCAGUAUUAUCUUGA